CGACCGCCACUGAGGACGGACGAUUGUAGUUUAUUAUAAUGCGAUCGGAAAAAUAAACUAGUUUUGCUUCGGACGGACCGGCUAUUCAGUGCGUUGUGGACAAAAACUGUUGUGAACGUGUUCUUUUUAUCGAUUAAACCGUUCUGUAGCCGUUGACUUUGUGGGAACAAAGGCUUAGUUUUAAGGUGAAUGUACGUUGGAACUCUGAAUAUAAGUUUGAGAAGCAAUUCGAGCGGACGCGGCAAGCUGGCCACCAACCAUGAAUUAGAUAUCGCUGACAACGAUAUCAAACGUAAGCAAUCGCGGUUUCUACCAACGUAGUGCCUAACAACCUAUAAGUAAGUAGGUGAACCUCUCGUGGCCAAGAUAUACAACUUAGAGAGACCAAUGGUUUGAUCGUAAGUUGCGGCUGUUUUCAUUAGCGGAUAUUGUCUAGAACACUCUAAAUGGCGAAGGGAUGCCGGUUUCCUGAAGAUGGCCUCACGCACCCCGUCCCUUGAGUCGCUGCCCGGUGCCAACUCUAUAGGUUCCCUGGAGCGUGGCUCCUUAUCACCCUUGACUUUGAGCGGAUCCUCGCCUCCUGCGAGCGACUCCGCCGUAUGUGAUCUGCGCGAGUUCGACGGCCUCGACACCACCUGCGCAAUCUGCCGAGAGACAUUCGUCGACCCCAAAGUACUCAACUGUUUCCAUACAUUCUGCCGUGGGUGUUUAGAAAGAGAACAAACCCACCCCGACAAAGUUACCUGUGUCACUUGUCGCGUAGACAGUCAACUACCAGCUGCCGGUGUUCCCGGACUGCUGACAAACCUUGUCAUCGCCGCUGCUGUAGAGCAGGACGCAGACCUCCUCCCUACUGCGCGCCAGACAAGCUCACCUUCAGCCCGCUGCACCGGCUGCAAGUCCAAGGAAUCUGACGCCGUCGCGCGCUGUGUUGACUGCGCAAACUUCCUCUGCCCAAACUGCGUCAUGGCACACCAAUUCAUGCACUGCUUUGAAGGCCACCGUGUGCUUGCCUUCACAGACUUAAAAGACGAUAAAGGUAUGCUUGCCUCUACGCUCACCGCCAGUGGGGAUAAAACCUCCUUUUGCCCCAGACACAAAAACGACAUCCUCAAAUACUUCUGUCGCACAUGUUCCGUGCCAGUAUGCAAAGAGUGUACAAUUAUUGAGCAUCCUGCUGCUUUGCACGACUGCGAACACUUAUCAGACGCCGGCCCUAAACAACUGGAACUAAUGCAACAGGCGGUCAACGAAGCUAAAACGCGUGCUACGGAAAUAAGGCACGUCGUUAAAACGGUAGAGCAUUCCGCGGGCAAAUUGCAAGUGCAAUACCACAAAGCUCAAAAUGAAAUAAAUGACACGUUCCAAUUCUAUCGCUCUAUGCUAGAAGAACGUAAACAAGAGUUACUUAAAGAGCUCGAAAGUGUGUUCUCAACGAAACAAAUUGCCCUUACCGUGGUCGGGCAGAAGGCUCAAGAAACGGUUGACAAAAUAUACCAGACGUGUGACUUCGUCGAUAGAUUGACAAAAUGUGCAAACAUUGCCGAGAUCUUGAUGUUUAGAAAAUUACUAGACACAAAAUUACAAUCUUUAAUGAGCACUAAUCCAGAACAGAGCGUUCAAACUGCGUGUGAACUCGAAUUUGUGUCAAACUAUCAAGCGAUACAAGUCGGUGUUAGAAACACGUUCGGAUAUGUGCGCUCGAGCUCUGAAGCGAACAUCGGUCCCACUAAACAACCGCCUAUUGCUCGUCCAACAAAUGGCUCUCUUCUGAACGGAGGUUCAUCUUCAAGUAGCAGCAGCGUAAAUGGAAGUUCUGGGAGUCUUAAUGGCGGAAUUCAUCUUCCCACAGGACUUAAUGGCGUACUAGAUCGCCCAUAUACUAACGGAUUACUUGGUCCAGUGAGCCAAUCAACAUCUCCAUUCGAUUCGAACAUUAUAUCGAAGAGAUUUAAUAAUCCAAGUACCCUCGGACCGUUUUCGACAGCCAUUGGAGACAUUAAUUUAAAUGGAAUAAACCCUUACGAGAAAUGGUCAAACGGUGGAUGCGACUCACUUUUCCCACCAACAACCGCAGAUCCAUACCUACUCACGAGUUCUGCACAUACUGACCCCAUCCUUGACUUGACAAACAAGCUGAUCUCCACAGCUAUUUUUCCUCCAAAAUCUCAAAUAAAACGACAAAAGAUGAUUUAUCAUUGCAAAUUUGGUGAAUUCGGUGUUAUGGAGGGUCAGUUUACUGAACCCAGCGGAGUGGCUGUUAAUGCUCAAAACGAUAUCAUCGUUGCCGAUACAAAUAAUCACAGAAUACAGAUAUUCGACAAGGAAGGGCGUUUUAAAUUUCAAUUCGGCGAAUGUGGAAAACGCGAUGGUCAGCUCUUAUAUCCAAACAGAGUAGCCGUAGUGCGCACUUCAGGUGACAUCAUAGUGACGGAAAGAUCACCGACACACCAGAUCCAAAUUUACAACCAGUACGGUCAAUUUGUAAGGAAAUUCGGAGCAAACAUUCUCCAACAUCCACGUGGAGUCACAGUUGAUAACAAAGGGCGAAUCGUCGUUGUGGAAUGCAAAGUAAUGCGCGUCAUAAUUUUCGACCAGGUCGGUAACGUUUUACAGAAAUUCGGCUGUUCCAAACACCUCGAGUUCCCUAACGGAGUCGUGGUCAACGAUAAACAGGAGAUAUUCAUUAGUGACAACCGUGCACACUGUGUCAAAGUUUUCAACUACGAGGGUAUAUAUUUACGCCAGAUUGGGGGUGAAGGCGUGACCAACUACCCAAUUGGCGUCGGAAUAAACGCCGCUGGAGAUAUCCUCAUCGCUGAUAAUCAUAACAACUUUAAUCUGACAAUAUUCACGCAAGACGGCCAGCUGGUGUCAGCGCUAGAGAGCAAGGUGAAACACGCGCAAUGCUUUGACGUGGCAUUGAUGGACGACGGCUCAGUCGUGCUCGCCAGCAAGGACUACAGACUCUACAUCUAUCGCUACGUGCAAGUACCGCCUAUUGGCAUGUGAGCCUCCCGUGGGGACCACAGGAGAUCGGAAUGACCGACCUACUAGCCAAAAAUCGACACUCAAAAACGUAAAUAACUCACUAAAACGAUAUAAUAUUCUAACCGUUAGUGUCAAUUUGGAAUUAGUUGAAGUGAUGAUUCGAUGACAAACGGAACAAUAUGGUUUUGUGCGAGUGGUACAAUGAUUGCGGCUGUCUCGAAGUGAUCAACUAAAUCUACGAGAAUCUAUCGUGUUACAGCGCGAAAUCAGAAUACAUAAUGUCUUAACGAAACUGUAAUGAGAUUAGCUGUAGUAUUGACACUGUUAUAUGAGUACCUAUUUGAAGAGUAGAGAUUAUUCCGUUGGCUCGUUCCAGUAAAGCGAAAGGUUCUCGACCCUUAUAAUUUUUUGAUCUAUUGAAUAAUAUUUUUUCAUAUCCCACAUCGUUAAAUUAGGGAUGAAUAUUAAGGGCGUUUGUAUUAUUUAGCCCAUUUGUUGGACCAAUAUUUUAACUAUUAUUACUUAAAAAUUGUUAGGCGUUAAGCGUGUGAUUUUAUUGUAAUAAGAGAGCAUCGAGCGGUAUUGUUGUUAGUUUUAAGUAUAUUCUUCGGCACAACGGCACUUCCUGUUUUUAAUUAGCACUUAUUCUGUGUCGAUGGAAACAUGAUUAUGAAACUAAGUAAGAAGUUGUUACAUUAUUAUUAGGUAAGUGUUAAAUUGAUUGAGCUAAUAUGGACAAUCUUAAGUUACUACCCCUUUUGUAGUUGCAAAAUUUUUAGGGAAACGUGAUGUUAGGGGUUUUAUCAAUGACAAAGUUAACUGCGGCGUUCCUUAGGCAUACGCAACGAUAUCUCUUUUAGAAGAUACUGAAGAAUUAUCGUAGAGAUCGUAAAAAGAAUUACAUUCAGCAUCACAGGGUCGCGAGUGAUUGGAAAUGUUUUAUAAACCUCAAUCUGAUUCCGAAAGUUGUAAGUUACGCCGGUCUUUUGACAAAGAUAAACUUGAGUAUUAUAAAGCAUUUUAGACUAACUAAUAGCGAUGAUUGUAGUUUUAUUCUUGGAUUAUCGAAUAAUAGGGUAGUUUCCUAUGUUUGAUUUUGCACAUUAUUUUAUACGUAAUAGCAAAUACCAUUCAAAAGGAACCUUUCCACGAAACAAGUAUCUUUGGUUGUAGAAUGAGGCAGCAGUUAAUAUUUCAAAUAUAGGAUGUUGAAGAGCGAAAAGGAAACAUUUAGCUGUCUGUCUUGCAUGCAAGUACAUUACAUAAAGUGUGAAAUAACAUCUUAGGUCAAGCAUCCUCUUUCUGUAGUUAGACAACUACCCUUACCAAAAGAUUGAAAAAGCUUCGAACUUAUUUAUUUAAAAAUUUCUUUUAUUUUGGGUAUAAUAUUUUGGGUAAGUUUUUUUAUAAAAGAAUCGAGCCAACUACCCUAUUGUUGGAAAAUAGAUUCCAGUAUCUCGACCGAUGACGUCAUUACCGCCUAGUCACUGAGAGCCCACGGAUCCAUUAAUUCCUCAAUUUCGUUGUUUUAUUUUAACAAUUAGUAACUUUUGGUUGAUAAUAAUAAUUAAUUGUUCGUUUUUAUACAAAUCUUAAGUAAGUAUUUGAAUGUUUUUUUACUAGUAAUUGGACACAGUAGUAACUAGCAGAGCACUUUAAGCAAAUGGUCGUCUCGCUAGACUUUUUAUUACUGAUAUUUUUUUCUGAGAUUUUAAGACAUUAGAGCACCAUACGUUUGCGCUGUUAGCGUUUUGCUACUUAUUUAGAGUAUUAUAGCUUGCUCGGUAUACAAAAUAAUUAUACAAUUUGUUAUUCUGGUAAGAUAUUUUUAUAUGGAAACAACUUUAUUUUUGUAGCUGUAGUAUUUACGGUGCAUGUGUAACGUUUACUUUCUUUGUAUUUUAUGAAUAUGCUAUUAUUAUUUUUUUAAUUACAUUACAGUGUGUUUGAGUGUGUUAGCAGAAUUAUUUUAGUUUGAUUUCAUUAGUUUUGAUUUUUUUUAGUGAAUAAUUAUUUUAGUAUUUUUUUUAUUUGCUGAAUCUAUGACAACAAAGAGAUCUGAUGCGAUCCAUGCACCCGGGAUCGGUGAGAUCCCUUCUUAAUUAUUGAUCUGCAUAAGUUUAUCUUUUAGUUUAUGCGUUACAAUUUGGUGAUAUUCCUAUGCUCUUAAUAAAUUAUCUCAUUUUUUUAUAUAUUUAUAUCAAGAGUGAAUUGAAGCCACGUCCGGAACGGUACCAACUGUUAGCGCCAUUUGUUCGUUUGCAAUACCUGCGUAACAUGUGCCAUAAAACCAUGUUGUGAUUUAAUAAGUGAUAUUUAGUGUUGUUUGUAAAUAUGUACCAUAAUCUCCUGAUUUAUUAAAUUUAAUCAUAAGUUAAUCCACCUGAUACUCUUCGAAGAUUUCACCGUUUGUGAUUGUUAGUGCAAGCUAAUUUCCGAUAACAUUGCAAUGAAUUUUAUCUAAUGACCAAUGAAUUUAUUGUUACUCUGUUUUUGUUGACUCGGUAUGAAUUACAAUAGCGUCCUAUAUGUUUAGUUGCUGAUUACUUGCGCUAACCAUUCAACGUUUAGGCGUAACUCUCUUGAUGAUUUUAUUUACUUUUGCAUUUUGCAACCUACGGUGCUUCAGACUGCUCAACGUACAGACGUGGCUUCGAUUGCUAGUUUAUUGAUCAGUACAACCAUUAGAUUAGGUGAAGUAGAAACUAUUGUCCAGUCCCUAGUAUCCAAAUUUCAGUGAUGAAUCGCCAAUGAUUUUAUGUAUAGACUGCCCUGUUCCUAGUAAAUUAUUGUCUCUCGUAAUAUCGGAUAAAAUGUUGUAUUUCACUUAAUCUACUGUGAUAAUAAAGUAAAUUGUUUGUAAGCUGUUUAAUAAUUGGUUUUUUUUUGCAAUCGCAAUGUCUGCUUCACUUCAGAUUGUUUGGGCAAAGGUAGCACUUAAAUUCGCUUUACGGAAGUGUUAGCGAGUUUAAGAAUUUUAUCACAACAUUCGAUGUUAGUAGCUACAUCGCCCUCAGAAUCUGAUGUUACGCUGGAAAAUCUGGGGCUGAUUACUUAGAAUUUACAACCCAAAAUUUCAUUCGUUGAAAACUGCAACCGUCUGAUUUCAACAAAUGGUUUAAUUUUGGUCAAAACAUACGCUUUUACUUAACUGAAAACUUUCAACGUAUUAUAUUUAUAUUAAGUACAUAUAAUAUAGUGUAUCGAAAUUCUAUGUAAGGAUGUGCAAAUUAUGACAACUACUCCGUUCGUUUUUUAUUACCUGUAAUCCAAUUUAUUUUGUUUUUAUCAAUUACAGUAAUUAUUAGUUACUGUACACCUGUAAUGGUGACAGGUUUUCUGUAAAUUUUUGUUCGGUUUUAUUCAUCUUUUUGCAUAAUAUAAUAAGUAGUAUUUUUUAUAUUAUGAAACAAUUCAUUCUUAAAAUUGCAUUUCUAAAGCUCGAGGACUGAUUAAAAUUGAAACAUGUUUUGUCUUUAAAUAUAUUUUGUCGAUGUUUGUUGUUAUAAUUAUUAUAUUUUUUUAAUUAUUUGUAU
Molecule: messenger RNA, 6527 nt
Organism: Pararge aegeria (speckled wood butterfly)
Lineage: Eukaryota; Metazoa; Arthropoda; Insecta; Lepidoptera; Nymphalidae
Gene: brat
Product: brain tumor protein
Exons: 7
Coding region: 475-3012 (845 amino acids)
Biological process (GO): negative regulation of translation
Molecular function (GO): mRNA 3'-UTR binding; zinc ion binding; protein binding
Source: RefSeq, a predicted model, not a curated record